Molecule: messenger RNA, 1098 nt
Organism: Aureobasidium pullulans EXF-150
Lineage: Eukaryota; Fungi; Ascomycota; Dothideomycetes; Dothideales; Saccotheciaceae
Exons: 1
Coding region: 183-998 (271 amino acids)
Source: RefSeq, a predicted model, not a curated record
GUACAGAGAUGGUGAGAGAGCUCGACAGACAGGCCGCUGAGUUCUGCCAGAUUAUCGUCUGAUCGACUCUACCAGACAAACCUCGGCUAGAAGGCACCACCAUACCCGACAUUGGCCGACAUUUCUAUAUCUACACACCCACUACUAUUCUCUGAAUCGGUACGGAGGCAGGCGAGGCAGUCAUGACCGCUCUUGCUCACAAGAUCCUCGGCAAUGUUGUGCCCAAUGUGUCCGGGCUGGUUCAAAUUACCGAUUCACCUCAUGAGCAUGGUCUACUUCUCGAUCGACAGCCGGGCACUCCUCUCGUCGAGCUCUGGUCGACACUAAGCCCAAUGGACCAGGCUACAGUUCUCAAAAGCCUUGUUGAUCUGCUUGUACGAAUGCGAGCACCACACGCAGAUUUGGACUAUUAUGGUCGUCCGAACGGACAACCGUACAUCACCCCGACCGAGUUUGGCCCAGAUGAUACCCACUCUUUCUGUCACACUUUUCAAGAAUGGAAUGCGUCUCGUGUACGUGCGCUCCAAAAUUCCGUGGAGGAAACUGGCAUAGAUGAAACUCGCGUACAAGAACUGGAGCACGUCCAGCAGGAGACGUUUCAAUCAGAGACAACCCUUGGAAACUUACCAGUUCUCACGCAUGGGGACCUCUCGGACCGGAAUAUACUAGUCGACCCUUCUACACUUCAGGUGACGGGUCUCCUCGACUGGGAGUUGGCCAACAUUGCCCCUGCCUAUUUCGAGUAUGUUGCAGCACGUCUUGGCGGCGGUCAUGAUCCCCCAUGGCGGAAAGUAUUGCUAGAAGUCCUACGCCAGGUUUUGCGCAUAGAAUGCGAUUGCGCAGUGGGCAGAACGGAUACCAAGCAGGAUCUUGCAGUCUCCAGAAGCGAAGAUCUGUUCAUGGGAUCCAUGGCCGCGUGGAAUUCCCUCGUUGAUGUCGAACGAUUUGCGCAAGGAUAUACAGAUGACUGCUAUUGGACUUUUGAAGAGGCAGCAUAGUAGUGCUCGCAGUAGAUACCGCCAGCGAACAUGAUCAGCGGUUUGGCAAGCUAUGACACGGCUACGAUAGAGGACGCCUACAUCUUCGAUACAUGCCUCG